AAGAGAAAAACCAAUAGAGGGCGUAUUGGUAACCUGAGAAAUAAAAAUCCAAAAAAACCCCAGAGAAACGGCAUAAAAAAUGGAGAAAAGAGUCUGCUCUCGUCCUUUCAAAAAUAAAAGAAAAAAAAAUAAGAUAAAGAACCAGAAAAUCAGAAGAAAAAUAAUUCUCUUCAUUUCUUUCUUUUUCUUUAUCUCGUAAAAAGAAAAUUGUUUAUGGUUUUUUAUAUAUAUAAUUUGUUGCUGGUUGUAGAUUCAAAAGAAAUUGAGUUAAAUCGAAUCGGAACGACGAGUUUCGAUUUUUAUGGUUACUGAGUUGCAAAAGCGAGCUGUGAACUCGGUGGAAAUGAUGAAAGAUAUGGCCGAUGAAGCUUCCGCUGUUGCUGCUACAUCGUCUCCGAAGAACAGAGUGAAGCUCUUGUGUAGCUAUGGCGGGAAAAUCAUGCCGAGAGCCGUUGAUGGCCACCUCAAGUACGUUGGCGGUGAGACACGUGUCAUUGCCAUUCCUCGCGACAUCAACUUCACAGAGCUUCAGAAGAAGCUUCGCGCGGAGUUUGAAGGAGACAUGGUCCUGAAGUAUCAGGUUAUACCUGAAGAACUUGACGUUUUGGUGUCUGUCAGAACCAAUGAGGAUCUGAAGCAUAUGCUUGAUGAAUAUGACCGUCAUGAAAGUGAAGGAACUCCAAAGCUACGAGCCUUCUUGUUCCCUUCAAAUCCUGCUGCAAUAGAAAAAUCUACUCCCAUGGAUCCCAGUGCACCAGAACAACGUUAUGUGGAGGCUGUUAAUGGUAUGGUUCGUACAACUGCCAAUUUUAGACUUUCCCAUAUCAAUGCAAAUCAUCCCUCCUUCAGCCUCUCUGCUAGCUCCUCUCCGAAAAGUACAUCUCCAGAAAGCAACACUGUUGAUUCUGUGCCCAAUGAACCAACCUUCAUGAAUAGCUAUCAUGUCAGUAGAAACCCAAUGACUAGAGUCCAUAGCUCUCCAAGUCUAUGCAAUCUAAACACCGCCCACCAUCAUAGCAACAACCUAAACAACCACCACCUCUACCAGCACCAGCAACAGCACCAGCACCAACUCCAGCACCAUUACCAUCCCCACCACCAGCAACAUAAUCCACAUGGUUACCAACCUCCUAGAUCACCUCACGACCUUCACAGGCUAUCACCAUCUUUGCCACCGGGACGGCCAGACUUUGGGAGGGCUCCUACUGGUAUUGGCCUCAACCAAUACUACUCUAGUAGACACAAUUUAGGGAGUGGAAACUCCAGCAAAUAUGGGUACUAUGACGACUACUCUUCUUAUGGGUUGAGUAAAGCUGAUAGUUCAGUCAGUCUUCCUCAGAGCCCCAGCAAUGGAAAUGUGGAGUAGAGCAUCUGACAGAAAAGAUCAGGUAUGCUCUUAUGACUUGCUGUUUGGGCUCAAAGAUGGUACAGAAGACAUUUUCUUUCUUCAUUUUAUACUCUCUUUUUUUUCUCUCAAAUGGUAAGAACAGUCCCUGCUUAACUUUUAUUUUGGUUUUGUAUAUGUGAAGAAAUUCCAGAAUAUUUUCAGAAAAUGAAGUUAUAGAUACAUGUAAAGGCUGUUCUAUUGUACAUUCCGAAGUAACCUAGCAGAAACUUGUGAUCUUAUACUUUAAAUCAAAGGGUGAUUUAGUUCAUACACUUGAUGCUAA
This is a messenger RNA of Populus nigra (black poplar), 1670 nucleotides long. RefSeq lists its product as uncharacterized. Bases 302 to 1366 code for a protein of 354 amino acids. Gene Ontology annotation, molecular function: protein binding. NCBI's taxonomy places the organism in Eukaryota, Viridiplantae, Streptophyta, Magnoliopsida, Malpighiales, Salicaceae. The record is from RefSeq and is a predicted model, not a curated record. The transcript has 2 exons.